AUGUCUUAUGAGAAAUUGGAUUUCGACGAAGGGAAAAGUUCAAACCUUUUGUCGUCUUUACUCACUUUGAAUAAAGACACCUCGUCUGAGGAACUAGCUGAGAAAAUUUUCAUGGAAGAGUUUACGUCACAAAUAGCAGAAAAUCCACAGGUAAUGACAGCGCUUGCCGAACAGCUUUCACCACCAAAUGCUGAGUAUAAAAUGGUCCCAGUGCAACCUCUACCGGGAUUUGUAGCAAAAACUUAUACUACAAAAAAUUGCAAGCAAUAUCAAAACAUGAAAGUUUUGAUCAAUAUAUGCCAUUCGGACGUAAUUCCUCGUCCACCAGCCGCAAGCGAAGAGGAAAUACGUAAAGCUAUGAAUGCUGAAGAGGAUGCAAUGUAUAAUGUCCCGCUUGUACUGAGUGAUUUGCGGCAAGAUAUGGAUAAAGCUUCUUAUAAAGGCAAGAUAGAACGUAGACUAGUUCAACUUCCGGAAGAAAAACCAUCAUUAAUAGCCGAAAUACCUACUCGUCCACCAACUCAUCAAAAAAAAGCAACAAACAAUAUUAACGAUAUUAAAACUGUUAAAUCACAAAUUCAAAAACCAGAGUAUAUAAUUGUCGAGGAAUACAAGGAUAAUAAAAAGCCAUCGCGUCUUCUUUUUAAUUUACCAGGAAAAUAUUCUCUAGACAUCAAUUUACCUAAUACGGUAGAUAUUACAACGGCUGUCGCUAAGUUUAUUAAACCAAAGAAACGAUUAGUAAUAAAAGCAAUAAAGGCUGGUGCAUUAAGUAGAGCAAAAGAAACUUUACCAAAGUUAAAAGACUCUGAAAGGGAGAGCGAUUAUGGAUAUGUGUUUGCCGUCUCCGGUCCAGAGCUUGUUGGAGAAGUUAUUCGUAUAGAUGGAGAUAAAGCGACUAUUCAAGUUUACGAAGAAACUUCUGGUUUAACUGUAGGUGAUCCCGUGUUGAAAAGCGGAAAGCCUCUUUCCGUUGAGUUAGGACCUGAUAUUUAUGGCAAAGUUUAUGAAAACUCUUUAGUGAACAAUCACUACAUUAUGUUGCCACCCAAAGCCCUUGGCACAAUUACAUAUAUCGCAGAAAAGGGAUCUUACACUUUAGAGGAUACGGUGCUAGAAAUUGAAUUUGAAGGUCAAAAGUCUAAACAUUCAAUGUUACAACUUUGGCCUGUUCGAUCACCUCGUCCAGUUACCGAAAAAUUAAUAGCUAAUUACCCCCUAUUUACCGGUGGUACUACUGCUAUUCCUGGGGCUUUUGGAUGUGGAAAAACAGUCAUUUCUCAAUCUUUAUCGAAGUAUUCUAAUUCCAAUGGCAAGCAUGUUUCCAUGAUAGCAGACUCCACUUCUCGGUGGGCUGAAGCCCUUCGAGAAAUAUCUGGUCGUUUAGCAGAAAUGCCAGCAGACUUUUCAGAUCCAGUUACUUCAGCAACACUUGGUAUAGUUCAAGUAUUCUGGGGUUUGGAUAAGAAACUUGCUCAACGCAAGCAUUUUCCGUCUGUAAAUUGGUCCUUGAGUUAUUCAAAAUAUCUCAAAGGUUUAGAAAGUUACUAUGAAGGCGUAGAGCCUGAAUUUAUCUCUUUAAGAGACAAAACCCGAGAAGUUCUUCAAAAAGAAGAAGACCUUUCAGAAAUUGUCCAGCUUGUUGGAAAG
Molecule: messenger RNA, 1650 nt
Organism: Racocetra fulgida
Lineage: Eukaryota; Fungi; Glomeromycota; Glomeromycetes; Diversisporales; Gigasporaceae
Source: the annotation of a GenBank genome assembly